Molecule: messenger RNA, 1129 nt
Organism: Paramecium octaurelia
Lineage: Eukaryota; Ciliophora; Oligohymenophorea; Peniculida; Parameciidae
Source: the annotation of a GenBank genome assembly
AUUAAACGUUAAAUUUCAUGGAGUGCAAACAAAAUCAAUGUUAACAUACUAAUCCUGUCCCUUAUAACAAUAAGUUCUUUUGCAAACUUUGCGGAAUCCAUAUGCCAUAAGAUGGAAAUGUGGCUAUAAAAUCAGCCAAAUUUUCAUUUCCUGGCUAUAUCAAUCCCAUCUAAAAUCUAAAAAGUCAAUGGAAUAGAUCAGUUCCUGUUGCCCAAUUACCAUAAGAUUACUAAAGAGUAUCAAUAUUAUAAUUAACCAUAGCAACGUAUAUCUUUGAUCGAUUACAUGAUGGAAUGGAGUGAAAAACUUGGUUUGUCUAUUAAUUCUCUCUUCUUAGCUGUUCAAUUCUUAGAUUAUUUUGUAUCAUAAAAAAAGGUAGACCCAAUUCAAUUUAGAUUGUAUGGAGCCACUUGCUUAAUGCUAGCAGGUAAUUCCCAUUCUUAAUUUAAAUAUAGCUAAAUCAAUAGAAUUAGAUGAAAGAAUCCCUUUCAUCAGCAAACUCAGAAGAUAUACUUAUCUACCAUAUGCAACUAUAGAUUUCAGAAAAUGUGAAUGUUAAAUAAUCAAAUAGUUUAACUGGAAUUUAUAAUACACUACUUUAAUAGACUGGGCUGAGACUGUAAUAUCAUUAGGAAUCGUAUACGAAUAAGAUGAGUUAUCCUAAACUGAUGCAGUUUUGAAAGAAAAAGCAACGAAUAUCCCUCAGUCAUAGCAAACUCAAUAAACUAAAUAAGAAAACAUUAAAGAAUAAGUAGAAACCACCCCAAAAAAGUCUACUUCUAUUUCUAGAAAUGUUUAUAAUAAAAUUUAAGAAUAAUUUACUAAACUAUGUUUGACCCUAUUGAAAGAAGGAUCUUACCUAGACAAAGAUCCUUCUGAACUGACUCUAUCUCUAAUAGGAUGUGUUAGAAAAAUAUGUGGUCUAAAAACCCCAUUGUAUAAUUAUUCAAAUAUUUAUAGACCUAAAUGUUUACUAGAAUUAUAUGAAAAUAUCCAACCUAAAUUCCAAGAUUCUAUUGCUGAUUUAAUAUCAAAGCAGACUAAAUAACCAACCUCUGUUGUUGGCAAGGCAUUCACAAACGACCUAGACUUUUUCAGCUUAUAAAAUUACAAAAACCGAGUUCUAUGA